This is a messenger RNA of Peronospora farinosa, 1716 nucleotides long. NCBI's taxonomy places the organism in Eukaryota, Oomycota, Peronosporomycetes, Peronosporales, Peronosporaceae. The record is from the annotation of a GenBank genome assembly.
AUGGCCAAACGUAUUCGAAUGACCAAGCAAGAAGACGCUGUACCGACGUCUACAGGCCUCACAGAUGGAGCCAAAACGUUGUCAUCUCAGACGAGCUCAACGAUCAAAAACAAGACAGUAACGGCUACAAAUAUUGAGGGAAAACACGUGAUGUUACCGGCAUUUCUGUCCAAAACGUACGAGAUCUUUAGUAUGCCCGAGUUUGCACACGUUUGUGGCUGGAAUGCUACGGGUGAUACUAUAAUCGUAUCGCAACUGGAAGCUUUUGUGUCAAUGGUACUCCCUCGUUUCUUUAAACAUCGUAAUUUCCCGUCAUUCGUGCGUCAGCUCAAUCUCUAUGGCUUUCAUAAGACGGUACUAGACUCAAAACGACUCGAGUUCCAGCACCCGUACUUUAAACGUAGUCAACCUGAUCUACUGCACCAUAUUAAACGCAAGAUUUCGAAUAGUAAUCAUCACAACCAGCAGCUUGUCAGCGCGUCCAUUCAGAAUUCAAAACUUGAUGCACAUCGGGAAAUGUCGGACGCUUUAUUGCGUGAGAUGAAGGAGUUGCGUCAACGUAGCGACGCCAUGGAAAAACGUCUGCGCGAUGUGGAAAUCGACAAUGCGAUUGUGCGGAGCGACAAUUUGAAAUUGUGGAAACAUUUGGAGGCAGCUAAGGACAAGCAGUUGGUCAUGCAUGAGAAAAUGAAAAAGAUUAUGUGGAUUUUGUUCCAGAUUUACCGUGGAAAACAGCAAAAUCUUCCAAAACUAUCUAGCAACGAUGUUACUGGUGCUGUCAUCAGUGAUGAUUACACGAACAGUAGCAUGCUUGGGCCAAAGGAGUUUCGAGACGUAUUGCGUUUUUUGGCAAUGGAUGAGCCCCCGAUGUUGCCCGAAUCAUCAUCCGCCAAUGUUGCGACUGUAACGCCAGGCUCGCGAAAGCGGAAAUUUGUCGAAGGAUUGUCUGAUGUUGGUGAGGUGGUUUUGACAGAAAAGGAUGCAUACGAAUUAGGUAUGCUUGUGAGUCUUUUUUGUGUUGUGAUCGUCGGAGCAGAAGAGCUAACUAUGUAUUUUUUUGGAAAAGAGUCAUCUUUAGCUUUCGGAUCGCCUAGCUCCGCUGGAGUACGCAACCCAUUUACAAUGAAUUUGCUAUCUAGUCCUUCUCCUUCGGCACAUCUUGAAGAAGGGCAGAACAACGUGCUGAGUAUCUUUUCCCCAAUCACAGCGGUAAACAACAGCCCAGUGAACAAAAACAUCGAUUCAGCACCGGGUGGAUUCCUCACAAAUGGAGUAGACACAACUUUGAGCGCUCCCGUACUGACUGAGUCGACACCGACUAAAUCGGUGCCACCUGUGACAGCCACUACGCCGACCGAAUCCAUUCCAGACGUGAGUACGCUGCCUGUGAGCAACGGAAGCGAGUCGCCGAGUGGUAUCGCUACCGCUUCGAGUAGCACGUCAACUCCGGACGUGAGCAGCCAACUGGCAUUUUUGGAUGAAGACCUCCCUUUACUGCCUGACUCUGACUAUAACUUUACGGACGGCGAACAGACAGUAAUGAAGAAGCUCGAAGACUUUGAGACGUCGCUUUUGGACGAGUAUGACGUCAGUUGCCUUGACACACUGCUGCUGCAGCUAAAAAACGGUGGAGGAGACAAACCAUUGGGUGUUUCGGUGGCAGACCCAGAGAAUGUCGUUGUUGGACCAACCAACUCGUCAUCGCACGAUGCGUAA